AACGACGCCGCACUCGACGAUCGGUCGUUCGCGGAUCCGGAGUGCUCGUUCGUCCGCUCCGACUUGGUCGGCGUGCAUUUGUGUCCCUGUGAAUUCACACACGACAUCAGCGUCGUCGGUGAAAAUCAGUGCACACUUGGAGGAGGAGUUGCAAUAAGGAUGUGGCGAGAUCCUCCAGGCGGAGGGUUUAAGAAACCCAUCCACGUCGUCGGCGUCGUCGCUAUGCUGCUGCUGCUAGCUGCUACCCUGGCAUUGACAACGGUUGUCGCGGCUGAAGAUGCAUCUAUGGGACCGGUGUUUGUCAAGGAACCCCCAAACCGGAUUGAUUUCUCAAACGGAACUGGAGCCGUCGUUGAAUGCCAGGCAAGAGGAAACCCACAACCGGAUAUCAUCUGGGUCCGCUCUGAUGGAACUGCUGUAGGAGACGUUCCCGGCUUGAGACAGGUUCUGCCAAACGGAAAUUUGGUGUUCCCUCCUUUCCGCGCCGAAGAUUACCGUCAGGAAGUUCACGCUCAGGUCUACAGCUGUUUGGCACGUUCCCCUGCAGGCUCAGUACACAGCCGUGAUGUCAACGUGAGAGCCGUUGUCGGGCAGCGGUAUGCAGUGAACGUGAUGGACGAACACGUCCUUCGGGGGAACGCCGCAAUUAUCAAGUGUCACAUACCGAGCUUCGUCGCCGAAUUCGUCGAGGUUGACUCUUGGAUCGAAGACGAGACCACUGAUAUAUAUCCUAGCGCCGAUUACGAUGGAAAGUACUUGGUGCUGCCGUCCGGAGAACUGCACAUCCGGGACGUCGGACCGGAAGACGGAUACAAGACCUACCAGUGUCGCACGAAGCACCGGCUCACCGGCGAAACUAGGCUAUCCGCGACGAAGGGACGUCUCGUCAUUACUGAACCGGUUACCAGUACGAAACCAAAAUUUCCAAUGACAGAAAAUUCUCGAACUUACACGACGUACACGGUGCAAUGCGAGCAACCUCUAACUUUACCAUGCCCAGCUCAAGCAUUUCCGGUACCGAAUUACAGGUAUAUAUAUAUCGAUAAAGAUUGUCUGAAUACGUACAAUAUAUAUUGGUCGAUGCGCUGUUACGGUACAGAAUAAGUGAUUGAGUAAACACGAGGGAAAGUGGAGCCAUUAAAGGGCAGCGAUCGAUUUUUCCUUCCGGCUUGAUCGCGCCCUUGUUAUUCAAAUUACAUUCAGAUCCCGCUUAAUUCCUGCCUGUCCUCGGGUUUCCUUCCGCGUAUAAAUUUAAUAAUCAUUAUUUUCUGUCUUUACUUAGGAUUAAUGAAUAUUUAAAAUACACAUUAAGAAUUAUAUGGAAUAUAAACAGGUAAAAUAUAACAUACUCUUUCGCGUUUUUGUGUCUCAAAGUUUUAAAGAGAAUAAAAAUGUUGAUUUUCUCACGUAUAAUUAUAUAACUUAUAAUAAUUUUUCUGUUUUCAAGAUAUAAAACAUUAUACCUAUUUUUUUUAAUAUAAAUUGAACAUUUUAGAGAAUAUUUUCUACUCUUCUUGUAUUUAAAAGUAUGAUUUUGUGAUACUUGAUCUUUCUUCUGGUUCUUUCACGGGAUACCCACAGUCCUAGCGUUCAGAAUGUAUCAUGUAAAAUCGAACA
Molecule: messenger RNA, 1617 nt
Organism: Wasmannia auropunctata (little fire ant)
Lineage: Eukaryota; Metazoa; Arthropoda; Insecta; Hymenoptera; Formicidae
Product: Down syndrome cell adhesion molecule-like protein Dscam2
Exons: 7
Coding region: 160-1104 (314 amino acids)
Biological process (GO): cell-cell adhesion; nervous system development; axon guidance
Cellular component (GO): axon; plasma membrane
Source: RefSeq, a predicted model, not a curated record